Molecule: messenger RNA, 438 nt
Organism: Trichobilharzia szidati
Lineage: Eukaryota; Metazoa; Platyhelminthes; Trematoda; Strigeidida; Schistosomatidae
Source: the annotation of a GenBank genome assembly
AUGUGUAUAAAAAUUUCCGAUACACCGGUUGACUAUUGGGUGAAUCUUUGUGCAGUUUGUUUGAGACGAGUAAUUGUCAGAGAAGUACUCCACAAGUCUAGGAGAAAAUCGAGCAAGAAAAAUCAAAGUAAAGGUCAGCUGAAGCAUCUUCGUAACGAACUUUACCGCAAACGUGACGCUAAAAUAGUUAGCUGGAAGACGUUUUCAAACAAGAAAGAUUCUCAACGUGAACCUGAUAAAUGCAAAAACUUACAUCGCAGUAAUAUUUGCAGGGCAGAUGCUGAGCUAACAAAACUUGGAAGACUAAUAAACCAGACAAGACGGCAAGUUUUUGGAGCUACAGAAAGUCGGGCUAUAGGAAAAAAGGCGAAAAGUGUUCUUUUCAAAAAGCAAUACGACGAAUUUGAUGUUGGUCUAAAAUCCCUAAUAUGCUCAUAA